AUGGUGAUUCAUUUGUAUGGAUCUCAUCCCUUCUACUUGGGUCUAGAGACGAAUAGAAAGAGCCAUGGUGUUCUGCUACUCAACUCUAAUGCAAUGGAUAUAGUGCUACAACCGACUCCAGCCAUAACCUACAGAGCGAUAGGGGGUGUUCUAGACUUCUAUAUAUUUUUGGGCCCGAGCCCGGAGGAUGUUAUUGCUCAAUAUAUGGAGAUUAUCGGGAAACCAUUCAUGCCGCCGUAUUGGGCUCUCGGAUUUCAUUUGUGCAAGUAUAACUAUGGAUCGCUGAACGUGACUCGAGACGUUUGGCAGAAGAAUAGAGAUGCUGGAAUACCAUUCGAUGUCCAGUGGAAUGACCUGGAUUAUAUGAGUAAAGGCAACGAUUUCACAUACGACACGGAAGCCUUCGCGGGGUUACCGGACUUCGUUAAGACUGUACAUGAAGCUGGCAUGCAUUACGUUAUAUUGAUUGACCCUGGUGUAAGCGCCGCGGAAAAUCCUGGCGAAUAUCCGCCAUUCGAUCUGGGACUGGAAAUGAAUGUUUUCGUGAAAAAUUCAACCGAUAAACCCUUUGUUGGAAAAGUAUGGAACAGAGUGUCCACGGUGUGGCCAGACUUCACACACCCGAACGCCUCCGCGUAUUGGAAAGACCUGAUGUCGGACUUCCAUAGAAAAGUUAACUAUGACGGCGCAUGGAUUGAUAUGAAUGAACCCUCAAAUUUCCUGUCUGGUUCGAUGUAUGGUGAAUGCAGCCCCGAAGACCUGCCUUACAAGCCUCAGAGCAUAGCCGAAGACGGCUUAAAACACAAGACCUUGUGUAUGGACUCGAAGCAUUUCGCCGGAUUGCAUUUCGACGUACACAAUUUGUAUGCGAUCAGUGAAGCAGUGGCUACGCAUGCGGCCUUAAUGGAAAUUCGUGGGAAGCGGCCGUUGACAAUUUCCCGGGGGUCGUCUCCCGGAAUGGGGCAUUACGCGGGACACUGGAGCGGGGACGUCUUCAGCCAAUGGCAUGACCUCAGGGCUUCUAUACCACAACUGCUAAGCUUCAGUCUCUUCGGUGUUCCCCUAAUGGGGUCAGAUAUUUGCGGAUUCAUUGGGGACACGACGCCGGAGCUCUGCAAGCGAUGGAUGCAGCUGGGCGCCUUUUAUCCUUUCUCCAGGAAUCAUAAUAGUGAUACGUCGAAGCCCCAAGACCCAGUGAGCUUGGGACCAAUUGUGGUAGAAGCCAGCAAACGCGCGCUUCGCAUGAGAUAUCGACUCCUUCCAUACUAUUACACGUUGUUCUGGCGAGCCCAUACCGAUGCUACCACCGUGGCCAGACCUUUGUUCUUUGAAUUUCCAAACGAUAAGAGAGUUUAUAAUAUUGACACUCAAUUUAUGAUCGGCGAACAUGUUAUGAUAACCGCCAUUUUGGAAGAGGGGGCAAACACAACGAACGCGUUUUAUCCAGGUCCGAACCCGUGGUACGAUCUUAAUACAGGAAAGCAAUUGGCACUGAACUCGUGGAAGACUAUUAGUGAUGCGGAAACGGUCGCUGUGAAGGGUGGCGCCAUUCUUGCAUUACAAGAUCCGCCAGCUAAAGGUCCCGUAAAUACUGGUAACACUCGCAGCUUGCCGAUACAGUUACUUCUCGUUCCCGAUGCGGCCGGGGUUGCCAGGGGCGAAUUAUACUGGGACGACGGGGAUAGCCUGAACAGCUACGAAGAAGAGAAAUACAGCCAUUUAAUAUUCAAGCUACGGGAAAACGAAUUGAGCAGCUUUAUCCAAUGGUGGGGGUAUGGGGUACCCGCCAUCGAUACCAUCACAGUUCUGGGUCAAAAUCUCAUCGAAACCGUGACAGUCAACAACGCCUCGACCAGCUUCACGUACGACAAACCCACGAAGGUGUUGAAGAUCAACGUUAAUAUCAAUUUGGAUAAGCUUUUCGCGGUUAAAUGGACGAAUAAAGUCAUGCAAAAGAUAUAAAAUUAUUAAGAUUUAUUGAAAUGUUAUUAAGCUGUCAAUAUUACCGAAAUAUAUUCGUGGAUAUCUCAAAAACUAUUUAACCAAUUUUAAUGAGAGUUUAACUGUUCUGUUCUUAUUACCGAUACCGAUAUUCGUAUAGAAAUAUCGCCGAUACCGAUACCGAUACUAACGCUUAUUGAAUUGAAAUUAAAUGAAG
Molecule: messenger RNA, 2158 nt
Organism: Pieris brassicae (large cabbage white)
Lineage: Eukaryota; Metazoa; Arthropoda; Insecta; Lepidoptera; Pieridae
Product: lysosomal alpha-glucosidase-like
Exons: 14
Coding region: 1-1962 (653 amino acids)
Biological process (GO): carbohydrate metabolic process
Molecular function (GO): alpha-1,4-glucosidase activity; carbohydrate binding
Source: RefSeq, a predicted model, not a curated record